Messenger RNA from Porites lobata, 15835 nucleotides. The record is from the annotation of a GenBank genome assembly. Lineage: Eukaryota; Metazoa; Cnidaria; Anthozoa; Scleractinia; Poritidae.
AUGCUAAAAGUUCCAGUAUUUGACACAAAGAUGAUCGGCAUGACCACUAAAACUGCAAGAAACACUUUCUUAGAUAGGGUAGUAACAAAAUUUUCCAGCAGGAGAUAUACGUUCAAAGAUUGUGCUACAAAAUUGGACAAGGAUUUGCCAAUCGCAUUUAAGGCGCCACUUCGAAGAAGAAAAACAAAACGUUUUUUCUCAACUUACAGUAUGGACUAAGAAUAGAUAGGAUAUUUCUCCUUUAUUAUAACAAUCUGAGAGCGCGAGAAAAAAACACAAUUGUGCAUGUAGAAGAGUAUGACGCUUUAAAGCGACCAAUCACCGACGGGGUGAGAUUCAUGUUAGCUGAGAGAUCUGAAAGAACUCUAUAAGCAAACACGACGGCGUCAGCAACGAACGCGUUUGGCUAACAUUAUGAUAAGGAAAUCAAGGAUAGCUUUAUUCGGAUAAGUUCUGAUAAUUUGACUCACUAAGUAAGUGGAGGCAAGGCACACGAGGAAGGUUGACAUGAUAGCUAACGAACUACCGGCCACCAAAUUGAGGACGUUCAACAGAAAACUGAAAGAUGGGCAAUGUUCAAUGUUCAACAUUGGGAAUCGAAAAAUUCCAGAGCUCAACAACAUCACUUACAUUGAAACAGACAUAUUAAGUGAGUAGUACCAAUUGACCUAUGAUAAUAUAACUGACAUUUUCUUUUUUGAACAUGAUUUUUCUUCAGACAAUGUCUGAUCACUGGCAUGAUAAAUAAAAAGAAACGAUGACCUAAUUUCCUUAAUUCGUCCAGUGAUUAACUUUUCUCAGUAGUCUUAAUACCAAGCGGUUAGGGAAUAAAAUAUUGGUUUGCUCCUGAAAUUCGGCCCGGCCCAUCGCAGGUUUCAUGAAUCUUUUAAUUAGCUUUGGCCUUCGGCGUCCGAAAAAUGGUACUAGUUUGAACAUAUUUUCUUGAAGUAUUUCAAGCGUUUGUCUUGCUUUGUUGGACAGUAAAUUAAGAAAGGCACAAAAGGCAACCUAUGCUCCACUACGUGAAUAUUGAGACCUUUACAAUACUGUGUCAAUUAGGAUGUAGCUACAGUUUAAGAAAUUCACAGUGAUAAAAUGUUUGGAUUCUCUUACUGAUUAAAAUAGCCUAAAACAAAAACCCUUGCCUUUGCACGUACAAGAGAAGUGAGGUGCGUGAUUCGUCGAUUCGUUUGAUUUAUGGGCUCCUGUAGGACAAAUUCAGUAGUAUAAAUCCGUCUUUUUUGGUAAGGUUUGAGUAGUCAGGAUAAGCUGUCAGAAAAUGUUUUGCUAGACUUAUAUGUGGAUAGAGUAGUUGGGAAUAGAAACUCGGAGGUGCUUUAAGGUGAUAAAAAAGGUCAGUUUGUUUUUGAUUACGUCAUUGUGAGAGAACGUGUUUACUAAAUAUUGCCAACAAUAGAGGCGGCUUCUGAGUAUUUGCCCUUUCAACUCAUUCCUUUGUUCCUUAUUCUUUAUAUUCGAAGAAUCUUCCAAAUCUCGUCAUUUGCAUCAUGGCGGACUUCACCAGAGUUUCAUCCAAACAUGGAGACGUGGAAAUGGCAAAUCGCAACGGACAUUUUCAUGCAGUAGGUUCCAUAUUCUCAUUUUUCAAAGACCUUGACUUGUUGCAAACAUUUUUGACUUUCCAAAAAUGACUUUUCGCAGAACGAAAACAAAGGGUAUCUAGCAGACCCAGGAGAAAACGCAGGAAAUAAACCCGGGUGGAAAGGAAAUCAGAAUGAGGAAGAUUUUGAUCCUUGGGCUCUGCCCGAACUUCAGGAUAUUGGACCAAAAUGGUCUGGUAAGUUUCGUUGCGUUCAGUCUAGUCGUAUUCUUCGUCUAACUUCGUCAUACCACAAAAUUCCGAAAAUGAACCCCGUGGGUGUUAAAUGGUUUUAAAAGUAAUAAUGUGUUAAUAAAAAGAUAAUUAAAUAAAUAAAUAUAAUCAAAGGCCUCUUUUGUGGGGCUUAUAAUAGCAGGGAAAUUUCAUCUUCAAAAUCCAGCGGGCUUUUAAUUGUAGGAAAUUUGUGUCAACAAUUUUCAAAGCACAAUAACAGGAUUCUAGAAAUUCGUGGGAAGUAAUUCUUCAGAACUUGCAAACUUAAAAGUGACAGCAAUAACGGAACUUCAUUGAAAAUGAAAAUGCUGGAACUAGUACGUGAUAUCAUAAAUUUAAUGCGAUGAUUUGAUACUGUCGCCCAUCGGUCAAAAAGGAUAGGGUAGGAUAGGAUAACUGCUUUAUUAUCGACAGAGCGCCUACAGACACAUGUGUUUACAACAAUAACAAAGAUUUUAGUGCAAUAAUUACAGAGGUGUACAUUUGUAGAAUUUAUACAACUAAACAAGGUUAUAUUUAACGCGUCUAUCUCUUUCGCGGAAGCGAUCACAUACGUAUUUAGCCACAAUUUUUUGCGUUUUCUCUCCUUGCUUCAUACUUAUCAAAGUUGCAAAGGCAGAGCUUGCAGUCAUAGUGUCAUAGAGUCAUAGAGUCAAGAAAAAGGAAGACGCAUCAUCUUACGUGCUAAGUGAUCAAAAGUUAAGUUUUUAGCAUCACCAUCGUCAUUUCAGUUGUAGUAUCAAUAUUAGGAAAGGCAAAGUAUUUUAAAGCAGCUCAGUUAAGGCUUAUUCAAAUGGAGUCACGCAAUAUGUUUCUGAAAACAAAGAAAAAAAGAGAAAAGGCAAGAAAAAAAGAAAAAAUAGUAGAAAAACGUAAAUACCAUGUACAUAAAUAGAAAUACCUGAAUAAAUUGUUGUUCUUGGCAUUAUUUUCCCUCUUUUUGGCUCUUACUUUCUUAUCAUUUAGCAAAAAACUCGUUUCAACUAGCAAAACAUGUUACAUACAGAGAACAACAACUGACACGUAAUGCGAACGAGUCUAAUGUUUUCUUGUCAAUGCCGAUGUAACAAUGUCAAAUGAUAACCUCACAUCAAAUCACAACGGGGUUUACAAAUGCCUUGAAACCUGUUGCUAACAACAAUGCUUUAGCAGCAAUUGCGACUUCAGUGCCGGAUCUAGACCUUAAUUGAGAUAAGGGGGUUUGGGGGAAGCGGUGGUGGGGUGCGGUCUCCAAAAACAUUUUUGGAUCCACCAUUGGACUUAUGAUUGUGUGAUCGAAUCUCUCUGUUCCCUGACCAAUAGAGCUCGACUGCAAAGGAAAGUUUCUUCGCGUCGCUUUGGCGUUUACCAAGAUUGUCUUACUCCUUGGUCUUCUGUACUUGUUCAUCUGUUCGUUGGAUUUCCUAAGCAGUGCCUUUCGCUUGUUGGGAGGAAAAGCCGCUGGCGAAGCCUUCGCUUCGAAUGAAAUUCUCAGCAACCCCGUUGCUGGCCUUAUGAUUGGCAUCCUGGCAACUGUGCUUGUUCAAAGCUCGUCCACUACAACUUCCAUCGUGGUCGCAAUGGUGGCUGCUCGCAGUAAGUUUUGUAUUUUAUAACAACAAUGUUGCAUGAUUUUGGAAGAUCAGGGGCACCCAACGUCAAUUUUCGGAAAAUAUCUGUUCGGAAGACGAUUUGAGAUCUAGAUUUUUUCGGAACAUUUGUUGUAAAAUUCACUGCUUGCCUGCCUUUCCUGGGAUUUUCGAACAUCUGAAAAAUUGUAUAAUUGCCCUUUUUUAACAGCGUUUUACUCUAAAAGGUCACCCAGAAUUUUCGGGAACCUUUUUUCUGGCUGACAUUUUCGAAAAGGUAAGUUUUGAUCCCUAUAAUUUUCGGAUCACUAGACUUUCAGCUAGGAAAUCCGAACAGAUGAAAAAUUUUUUAGGGGAUGAAAAUAUGCCUAUGUCUACCGUUUAAAUACUAAAAUACGUUUAACAAUGCUAUGUUUAAGUGGUUUUGAACUAUAUUCUCGUUGGGUGCCCAUGGAAGAUAUUUACCAGACUUUACUGUAAUUUAUAUAACGUUUUAGCGCUUCCAAUAGCUUCUAAUGGUCACAUAUCUGAAAAUAAUUUCAGUAUUUUUAAAAUCAACGCUGUCUAAGCAGAGGGUUUUAUUGAUUUAUGGACCAUAGUUUCGUCAUAGAGGAAAAAAUCCCUAUACUUUGUCACUCAUCGAAAAAGUAAUACAACACACUUAUUUUGAGUUGAUAUUGGCCUGGUAGCCAAUAACCAGCAACGCCGGAGUUUGUCCGGCUUGAACUGUGCAAAAGCUAGAGAAGUCAAUUGAAAAGUCUGUUCCUUGUUUGUUUUUCUUCUAACCAUUUCAUUACUGAAUCAGUUUUGUCACAAAACCAAGUAUCAGAAAUAGAUACUAAGUUAGAUUAGAUUCCCUUUGUCGCACAUUUUCUUUUUGGAGUUUCCUAGGGUAUUCUUCAUUCUGUUUAUCACUUUUACAUCUGGAUUUGUGCUAUUUCAAAAUAAGGCAGAAAUUUUGGUUGGAAAAGGAUGAUGUUUUGGUAUGCGCCCGAGAGUGCCUUGCUUAGAUGGACGUUGUAAUUCUUACCCCUAAAACUGCGAACUAACUGUGGAGCGUUAAGAUACUAUUAUGCAGCACUUGUUGGUGAACAGAAACUACACUUUUAACCACAAGAUCAUACCACCUGUAAUCACUCUCUCAUCAGGUGCGUUAGUGUUCAAAAUCUACGUUUGUCUCUUCCAUCCAAUUGUUAUGCUCCAGGCGGUGUGCGUCACGACCCACAAAGGUUCAUGGGUAAAACUGUUACUGUGCCUCAUUUCAAUCGUGACACGGUCGAGUUCGCAUCUCGUAUAAAGAGAGGUGAGUCAAACCCAGGGAUCAAAACACUGCUUCCAUUUCGGAAGAGAGCGAUUUGGAGAGUUUUCAAGAUCUCAUAGUGGCCUUAGAUGCCUGCUAUUGGCUUCACAAGACAAUGUCAAUAAGUUUAUCGCGAUUCGGAGACGAUCGUGCGAUCUAGCCGACUUUGAUCGGCGACAAAUUUCCAGCUUCUCAUAAGAUUUUAUCUACUCUUUGGUUUAUAUGUAUAUUUUUACCUCAUAGAGAAAUAGAUCUGUAGUUCAUACAUGGAUUUGCUUAACUAAAAAAAAUAUUCGUCCAUUAGAAGUGUUUAUAAAUUUGAUGGACUUUAUUACCGGCCAAGGAGGGGGAGCGCGAGCAAACAGCAAGGUGAGAAAUCGUCUGCUCAUAACAAUUUUAUUUUCAUCGACAAGUUUAUAUUAUUCUGAAAACAGUGCCUAUUUGAAAUCCUUAUGCGCAAAUAAAUCUUCUAUCAGGCAAGGGGAAAACAGGCCGAAAGAGCCGAACAGCUACAGCACAAUCGGAAUUUCACCGAAGCUACAUCCGCCGAAAUAAAUCACGAUCUUGUCUGUGCGUUCAUUAAAGUGAGCGCAGUAUCAGGGGCGGAUCCAGGAUUUUUUUUAGGAGGGAGUGCACUCGUCUCUUGCUCUACUUCAACACCAAUAAACCACAUAGUUCCGUUUUUUUUUUUUGCAGAAUACCAGUUGUAUUAGAAAACCGCAGGUCAGCUCAAGGGGGGGGGGGGGGGGGGGGGGGGCGCCCCCCCUGCCCCCCCCCCCUAGAUCCCCCCCUGAGUAUAUCGAUUUUGUUAUUAAUAAAAUAAAACCUAACCUCAGUUUUAAAAUCCUGUAUGAUGUAGUCUGGAUCUUCGAUAAGAGUUUUCUGUUUUGGUAGAGAUUUAUAACAAAUUAUUCCCUCACAUAAGUUUACAUAAAGAUAUGCAUUCACAUACCACACACUGCAUGCAAAUUAUUUUAAAGUCACGCUUUCAGUUUCCGCACUGGGUUAAUAAAAAUGUUUUCUUUCCAACGGUUAUUACAAUAUUCAAACUUAUUUACCUUUUCUGGUUUAAAAUAGAGAAAACUCUUCCUGGAUUUGUGUUACUCGCUUCACGUCGGCUUCCGCUUCGGUAUGUUUUCUCAGCCCGUUUCCCGGGAGUUGUGCCACUUGGCUGAGACGAUGUCUUAAUAGGCCAUUUUACAGUUGUGUGCUCAGUGCCCUGGCCUCUGAAUAGAAGCGAGGCUGGCGGUGACCUUGUUUUGUUACAAACCUUACUGCUUUUCAUGUGCAAAUCGUGGUAUUCUCUUGCUAACAAGCCCGUGAACAUGAUCAUUUACAUAUGAAAAAACAUAGGCACGUUAAACGUGCAUGAGCUAUUUUGAAUGCUUCAGUGUAACCUUACCAAGAAUGAUGAAUCUACCUUUUUCGUCCUAAAUAUAGACUGGGUUUUUGUGCAAAAUUGGGUAUUGCCGUACAUAAAUGAAAACGCGAAACGCUCAGCUGCGUCGAUCCUCAUGCUAUAUAUUCACUUUCCUCUGUCUUUCCCUGUUACAUUUGGUGCAAGUUCAACAAAUUAUUAAAGUAAAAUAAAUAUCUACUCACCAAACGUUGAUUAGAAGGAAAACUCUAAGGUUUCCUCGGAGUUUCUUAAGCCAAAUUGUGACUCAUCGAAUUCGAGUAGUUAAGAAGUACCAGGAUUCUUAUCAUUGUGGUAGAUGGUUGCAUCAUCACAAUUCACGAGGUUUUCACGUGCGAUUCUACUCAGUGAAACAGUCCUUAACUCCAACAACUUAUUUCUUCAUGUUUUAAAAGCUAUUGCUUCUUAAAAGAAAAGAGCCUUUUUUAAGGCAUUGGUUACAAAACGAAACAGGUCUUCGUACGUUCAAGUUACUAUUAUUAUUGUAAAAAGCCAAUCUGCAUGAGACAUACAGUCACACAACUGGCACGUGAAAGUGUUGGACUUUGCCCCCUUUCGUGGUUCGUACGUGAGGGAAUUCGAACAGCAAGUGGUAACGUUGCGAGUAUGCGCGAGCCGCUGGACGGAAGUUUGUGGUGGUAUUGGAUCGCAGCGAACGCAGCAAAGAAAAAUGGCGCCUCCUUUAAAAAUUAUCAUCGUCUUAGUCAUCCGUUCUAUUUUUGUGGAGUGCAGAUAAGACAAAGUCUUCUGUGUAAUAUGCGAGAUUGGUCUCAAGGCUAAUAAGUCGCAGAUCAUUCACAAUUUUACGCUUUGAUGGGGUUCUGUGUAACAGCUACAAAACUCCUCUAUUAAAGCACUGGGUAACUGGGAAAAAAUCUCCUCAUAUAAGUUGUGACCGAGUACAAAACGUCCGACGCUUAAGAUUUGAAUAAAACGCUGUGAAAAAAAUUCUAAAUGCUAUGCGACAAUCUCCUUGCAAUAAUACGAUUCCACGUCAGUUAUGGUUCAGGAACGCCCUGUUGUUUAGAGAUGUGCAACCUUAGUGCAGUGAUUCUGCCAGUGAUUAAUUUUCAGAGAUACCCUCUCCUAACCACCAGUGUCCAGACGAGGUGCAGUGCCCUGAUUCUGUGACUGAUAAAAUUUCAAAGAUAUCCCACCCAGGGCUAUGAAAUUGUAUCUUUCCAUUUUUGACUAUAUGAUAUAAAACUAAAGACCCAAACUCUAGAAAUGACAUUUAUUAAAUGUAUGUGAUGCCUUAACUUAUUCAGAGGUGUAGGCAGAAUUUUGUAAUAUGGAGGCUCUUGAAUCCAAGAUGCCCCUUAUACCUCUAAAAUAAAGAAUUAGAUGAGCCAAGAGAGGAGAGUGGUACAAGAUGUGUCAUAUUACAGAUGUGUUUUAUUUAGGUAACCCUAACAAUGAAAAAUCCUUCCCUUUACUCCCCACACUUCUACAUACUAGAAAACUGCAAAUAUGCAUACACACAACAGUGAAAAUACUUAAAAUAGUAAAGAUCAAAGUCAUAUUUAAAACUGCAUUUUCUCCUUGAGAUAUUGAAGUGAAUUUUCUGCUUCUGGUACUUCCAUGUUUGCACUCAUUUUUGCUUUUCAGAAAUUUUGUUGUUGGUAUUUUUUACUGCACAUGUGUUAAUUAUUUAAUAUAUAACUAAUAAGGCUUAGCUCCCUUGACUAACCCAUAUCUAUUUGGGGCCAAGUUCUUAUGAUUUGAAGAUUAAGAAAUUGAAAAUGAGAGAAAAUUAGCUCUAACUUUUCCUUUUCAUUCAAUUUCAACAUGUGGAGAACUUAAGGAUCUUAAAGCCUGAUAGCUUCAAGUGAGUCAAUGUAUGACUCAAUAAAAUUAAAGCUUGUCUGUGUGUCUUCUGGGGCACCAAGGCUAUUUCAUGCAGUUCAGGAUGGAGUGACAGACCCUUCACAUUCUGCAGACAGCAUAGGGUUAAAUAAAAAACAGAUAGUCGCCAUUUUGUACCAGCUCUGCUAUGGCUUGAGUGAAAAGUGGAACUGGUUUGAAUGUGACGAUGCAGUCGUCCUCAAUGACUAUCACUUGAAUCAACAAGGUUUUGUGCUGAGCAUCUCAUAGGGAGCUCCUGCAACAGGCAAAAGGCAAAUGAAAUUUUCCAUAACUUGUCAUCUUGCAACACCAGGGGCAUCAAUUGCAACUUGUGCAGUCUAUGAUAGAUGACUGUAUACACUACUACUGUGUAUACACAGCCAAACUGACAUUGGCAGGCCAUAAGUGCUCCUAAAUAUAUGAGACCCAGAGUAUCAAAAGAAUUAUUUCUAGCGAAGAGUGGAAAGUUACUCCUAUGGCAUUUUGUUGUUGCACACAACUAGUGAUACCCCUUUAGAUAUUCAGAAUUUCCAAAGUGUGAUGGAUACGAAUUUAUAUUCAAGAAGGAAAGAAAUCUUUUGGAUAGAAAAGGAAUGAUAACAUUAUAUUUUAUGAUUUUUGUUAGCGUACAAAUACAUUGUAUCUGAUGGAGCUAAUUCUUAUCUGGAUGCCAAUGCAAGGAAUCAAAUUCACAGAUUUCAUGUCCAGUGUAGUCUGUGCUUCAAACAGGAAUGGCAGUCCAGCAAGUGCAAAGCUGAACAAGGCAAAGAAUUGUUUUGCGCUUGAACUUGUGCUAGUGUCAAAGUGGGAGUAAUAUCAUAAUGGUCACAUGAAAAUGCAUUAAAUCACACUUAUCAUAUUUUAUAGUAGUGAAGGGGAAAAGAAUGCACAUAUGUGUAUUUUCAUAUUUUAUAUCGAUUUCAGUUAUGUUUCAAGACAUUAUGUAAACAUUUUAAGCAUAACUUUAAAAUUCUUUUAGGCGCCAAUUUUAUAUGUAUAAACAAAAUCAUCAUAGAAUAAUCAUCUUCCAAAAUGGUGAGGGUUCUUGUCAAUGAAUCUUAGAGCUUACAGUGCAUAAUUAUUAAAACGCAAAUUCAUCAGUGUUCCCCCCCUUGGAUGCAAAAUCAAACAUUCAAGAAUGAAAGAGUGUUCCGAAACAAUGCUUUUACAAAUAAGUUUUGUUGGGAUAUACUUUUACAUGUUCACGAAAAAUCUGAAAACAAGGUUGAAAAGGACAAGAAAAAUUUGUCUAUCUUAAACGAAGUUUUAGCAAAUAAUAUUUCACGAUCCACUGCCUCGAUCUCUUAAUCUCCGAGAAUAAGUAAUCGCCAUAGAGCACCAAUGUAAACCAGAAAAGCAAAUUUUCGAAAAUUGGAAGGAAACAUCCGACUACGGCCUUACUUGUAAGAGCAGGAAAUUUGCUUGUUGAUUUCAUGCCGCUAAAUAGUAUCAAAAUACUCGAACUUCCCCCCUUUGAAUUAACCAUUAAAAGUGAAAAUACGGAGUGACCGAAAGAGACGUUUAACCUGUCUAGUCGUUUGUGUAGGAUAUAUAACUGGAUCUCACUGUACAGUCAGGGUGAAAUACUACAAAAAUACGGGGGUCACAUAAAUUGCGUUGAAUUCAGGCUGCUAUAAUUUUAACACAUAACAUUCGAUGAUGCUGCUCCACAUUUCACAAAGUAAAUGAAGGGGUAUAUCUUACCUAAAUGCUAAGCAGCUCUGCACAUCUUGGACGAUAACCCAUAAAUCCGCGACCGCUUGAAUGUCAACAAAUCAACACAUCACAACAAACGACCUCGUGAACGCUUUAUCUGCUUCAUCAGAGGAGCCAAAUGGAUGAAAAUUAACCAGCUAAAUGGUCCUUCUCCCAUACAUGACACUUCAACAUGGCUUAGCCAAAGUAUCCAAUCUAUAACACAUGUCUGCUAUUGACUGGGUAUGCAAAAAAAUCUCCCUUGAAAGUGCUUCAGGACAGCUUUCGGCCAUUACGAUUUCCGGUCGACAAGUGCUUCCCAGAAAGACUGACGCAUGCGCAAACGUUACCACUUGCUGUUGGGAAUUCGAGUUAUCACACGUUAAUCUAGUAAACAGAAUUAUAAAAAUAACUCAUGCACACAAUUUGCACGUGAAGGUGUUGGCCUUUGGCCCUUUUACAAUUCGUACGUAAAAAAAAACGCAAAUUGUUUACUACAAAAUUUUCUCAACGAUUUUAAGAAAUCACCUCGGCUUCAUUACAACAUCUGCAAUUAAAUUAUGUUUCAUGCAACGUCAAGGUUGAUAGCCUAACAUUUAUUAACUUUGUAAGCGAGAGAAUAAUAUUUUAAAGCUUGUUUACAGGAUUAACAAUACUCGGUGCAUCUUUAAAAAAAAUAAGCUGCCUUUCAAACUUGUAAAACCACAUUUUAUAUGCCGCAUACUUUCAAAUUAAAGUCCAUAUCUAAAUAUCAAUUAUUGCUUUACUGGAAGAGCUUUGAAAAUAUAUGAUCUUUUAUACUCUACCUUGAAGCAGGUGAAACGCAACUCAUAAAUACGUGCGUCAGUACCGUUCGCGAUAGCUGAAUUCGGUCAGAAAUGUCUUGAAAUAGCAUCCACACUAAAAUAUGAACCCUUAAACAGCUGCAUCACUGUACACAGCGUUUGAAUCAUGAAGAUGUUUAAUAUAAUGUUUCCAAACACCUGUAGCCGUAAUAUACGACGAAAAAAUUGUCAAGAAUCAAGAUGGCGGUCUCAAAGUGCCCUUGUUCGACCUUUAGAGCUCUUUAGCAAUGUAAUGUUUAAGUAGAUGCCAAGAUCUCAUUGGUUCCUAAGCAUCAACUCAUAGUACCUUCAACCUUAUUGGCUCUUGCAACAAACAUCUGAACAUACAAAGUUACAAAGAUACAAAGUUACAAAGAUACAAAGCCACAAAGAUACAUACGCUCACACCACUGACAUAUGAGCUAUUUUUUCAAAAUAGCUCAACAAGAAGGUUUGUUACAAAACAAGGUCACCGCCAGCCUCGCUUCAAUUUAAAGGCUAGGGCACUGAGCACACAACUGUAAAAUGGCCUAUUCCAAGACACUUUCAACGGCUCAUAACGGGAAAACUAACAGGGGUAGACCCGGGUAGACCCCGAAAUUUGCAAAGAAGAAAGGUUGAAGUAUCAAGAUGGCCAAAAUAAUUCGAUAAGACUGCUAACAAUAACCAGCAAUGAAUCCAAGAAGAACUGCAAGAACAACACUCAAAUCAUCAUGGCGGCCUGCACAUGACCGAGCAGUUCAAACGUGUCACAAAAGCUCAAGAACGCAAAAUAUUUACGAGUAACGCGACUGCUAUCAAGAUUAAGUGUUCCGACAACUUUACACGGCGGUAUAGUGUGGAAAUUACCAACACAAGCUUGGAAUAAAGCGAAAAUUUCUCCUCAUACACCUCUGAAAACGGCUCUUUCCAAGCGCGAAAAUCACUCUACAAAUGACGCAUUCUGAUUGGUCGAGUCUCGUGACGCACACCGCCUGGUUAUGCUCUAUCAAGCGACAAUUGUCGCGGCUUGUUGCACACUCACACACUCAUCAACGUUUUACGAUAAACAGUUCGUUAUCACACGUGAAAAUGACAACAGGUUAAAGUAUUUCAGAAUAUCCCAAAUUCUUUCGCCACAUGCUUAGUCCCUGGACCCCACUUUCCUCUUCCCCAAUCUUCCUCCAAAUUCCAUAAUAAAAUACAGUGAAAACAUACGGCAUACCUGAAGGGCUCACUCCCUCUUGAAUUAGCCAUUUUACUGAGGUUCAGCUUGUUGUGUCGAAUAUUAUGUCGGUAUGGAAAGGAGAAGUCGAUACGUCACGUUGCCAUAGUAGCAAAGUUUCUGGAUGACAACGAACCGAAAACGUGAAUUCGCACUGUUUCAAACUUCAUCGAUCUUAUUCAAUUUCAUUUAAUUUGUCAAAUGUUGGCGAAAUUUUCUGGGGUUGAAUUCGAAGGACCGUAUCUAAGUUUAGAAAAAGAACAAGAAAAUUUUUUUGUUGUGUUCACGUGUUGUGUUCACCUACUUUAUAAUGCGGGGGCGUGAAACUAGUAAGUUUCACGUAGCAGUCGUGCAACGACAGCUAAGAACUAAUGUAAAAAAAUAAAAAACGUGAAGCACGCGCAAAGUUGUUGUUUUGCUAAUCUUAACCUAUUAAGCCAGCUAUUUAGACGGAGUUUAGCCAGUGUUUAACUACCCUGGGUUCCAGAGGAUAUUUUUUUCUUAUUGAUACUGAUCGUUCGAGGCGGAGCCGCGUCAACGAGGCGCGAAGAGCCGAGAGAAAAAAAUAACCUCUGGUCACAGGAGCUACGAGUCUCAUUUCCAUGCAAUUUUAGGAUCAUAUAUCUCAUCAAACCGGUUUGGUGCUGAUGUGCGUGUAUAUUUUCAUUGACGCUGACAGCUGAGAUUGGAUCCUACGUGACUCUCUACGAUGCAUGAAAAAAGAAUUGCUCGAAAGCUUACUUAGAGAGGAAAGUGCUAUAAAAAUUGUCACAGAUUCUUUUCCAAAAAAUGCACUCUUCAAGUUUCAAGUAUAUGAAAAGGACAGAAGUCAGCAGAGAAAUACACACUCUGUAUGUUUUUAGAAGUCAACGGGACAAAAAGAAUUUAGGGUCCGCGACACUUGUAUUACUGUACCACGCCAAACUAAAUAUUGCCAGGCAAAACGGCUAUGCCAAACAAAACAUAUCAUUCUGCUGCAUUUUUUAGCAAAUAAACCGCGACGCGAACUAUCAGGAAGUACGAAAAAAAGAAAAAUCUUUUGCACCCAGGUUUUUUUUGUACUACCCGUGAGAAUGCAGAACAGAGACCAGCAAGACAAAGCAUAGCAGGAAAUCAUCACAUUCAUUCAAAGUGUGUUCUUUGGUAGGAAAAAUUCAAACAAAGCUUCUUCCUCGAGCAACGUUGAUUCAGUUAUCGAAUGUUCGCUUAUAUGUAAAUUAUUUGGAAGUUUAUACAGAGAUUGCCACAACUUCCAAAAGUAAACGUGAAAGCCGAGAUCUCCGAAAUGACCGAAUUACAACCCGGGAUUAUAUUGUUUGUUAUGAACAUCGCAAUUGCAACCGGUUUUUAAUCUCAUGCGGUGAAGUUUUUCAAUGGAGCCAAUCAAGUUCAAUGUUAAGGCGUCAAUUCCCUGCGGACGUGGGAGUAACCAAUCGGCAACUCAGUUCAAAUUCUGAACUAAUUUUUCGCAUGGAAAUGAGGUUGCUUGCUUGUUUGACCAGAGGUCCGUCUCGGGAGCCUUAUCAAACAUAUUAGGUAUUUUGAGAACGGCACCUCUGGAGCCAGGGUAGUGUUUAACAAAACUUCGUUCUGACCCAUUUUCAGUUUUCCUAAAACGCUUUUAUCCUAAAACUAUUUAUCGUGAAAAGUUGCUAGAAGGCAUAAGGCGCAUACAAGAAAUGUGGGACUGUUUUCGAGGACGAAUUUUGAUCCAGUUUCCAGCGAAUCCUCAUAUCCGGUUUAAAAGUAAAUGGAACACGGCUUUUCUGGUCGUUGCAGUGCAAAAUUUCCGGGAGCAAAGGAACGAUGAUUUGAAAAGGUAGUCCUGUUUUUCCGCACGGAGUGUUAAUAGCAGAAAUUUGCUUUUCAUUUAUUAAAGCCAAUCUUUGAUACCAGUUUCAGGCUUUCGCGGCUGUUUUUCGGUAACAGCCCACUUAUGUAAAUUUCAAGUUUAAAUUUUAGGAGCCGUUAAAAAGAUAUUUUCUCUCGGUAUAGCUCUGGCCUUGAGAAAAGGCUAAUUUUGUUAGCCGAAAUAUUGGCCUAUAAUAUAUCAGCCCUUUGCCGUAGUCCCAGCCUUGCAUUCAGUUUUGUUCCAUUUUACGCAUCAAGUGACGUCUGGCCACAGCAUCUCUUUAAUUAGUUAGAGAUCUGGCAAGAGGAACCAGUCAUUUUUAUUUACGCGUUGCGUAGACCUCUGCAUUCAAACAGUUUUUCCGUGUAAAAGGUCUGAGCACGAUUCCGGAACAAAAUUUACUAGCCCUGAAUUUUACUUUACCAAUUACCCAAACCAUGAACCGAACGGUCUGCCCAUGUAAAUGGUAAACAACCAACAGUUCCCAAAAGGCCAAAACAGUCUCAAAAAGUGAAAUUCAUCACCGUUACAACAUCAGCCCUGUCUCAUGAGAGCAACCUUAAAUGAUGUUUCACCACUGCACUUGAUUCAGUUUCCCGACGGCUUAUCGCUUCAGGCUGAGUGAACAUCUAAUUCAAUAGACCUUAUUUUAGCACAAGUUGUUUUGAAUACAACUGAUUUUAGUAAAGCUUUUAUAACAGUUAUAAGAGAAUAGUAGGUCGCGUAGGAAUGAAGUAAAGGAACCGUGUUGUUAGUCCCUGGCAUUCUUAUUACUUUUUUGACUCCUGAAUAGCAAUAGCUAGAAUCCCCAUACAGACCCUUGUUGGGCAAAUAUAAUUGACACCCUUAAGCUAGGGCUAUCUCUGUUUUCAAACGUAUUUCAGGUAUUUAUGAAUAGUGAGAGUUUAACUGAGAACUUUACCUUUCAGUUGUGGAUGUUAAGCCUGCCAUUCCAAUGGUAAUGGGAGCGAACAUUGGAACAUCAGUCACCAACACCAUUGUCUCCUUGGCUGAAGCUGCCGAGCGAAAUGAAUUCCGUCGUGCCUUUGCUGGAGCCGUCGUACACGAUAUAUUCAACUGGUUGUCUGUCAUUGUGUUUUUGCCUCUGGAAGUAGCUUCCGGCUACUUGCGCCGACUAACUGGAGAGAUCAUUGACUCUCUCAGUCUCAAAACAGAUAAAGGUGUCAACCAAAAGUUGUUGAAAACAAUAACGGAACCAUUUACAAAGCUUAUUAUUCAGUUGGAUAAAAACGUCAUAACGGAUAUUGCCCUUGGAGACCAAUCUGCUGAAUCAAAGUCUCUAAUCAAAAGUUGCAAGCCGGAAAAUGUCACUAAGGUGGUCAAUAAGACUGACUUGGUCAAUGACGGUAAUACAACUUAUACAACUUAUAAACUUGUGAACGAGUCGUCUACAACAGAUCCUCCCUGCUUCCUUUUUGCAGACACUCCACUGAGUGACACAGAAGUCGGUGUCAUAAUCCUGGUGAUAGCUAUCGCUCUUCUUUGUGUCUGCCUUAUACUAAUCGUCAAAAUCCUUCAUUCCAUGCUUCGCGGUCAGAUGGCCAAGAUCAUCAAGAAGACUGUCAACGCAGACUUCCCAGGGCCGUUCAAGUAUUUCACUGGUUACUUUGCUAUCUUGGUUGGUGCUGGGUUAACAAUGUUGGUUCAGUCCAGUUCCAUCUUCACCUCUGCACUUACGCCUCUUAUCGGUGUCGGAGUGGUGUCUCUUGAGCGCGCCUUUCCCCUCACUUUGGGUGCAAACAUCGGAACAACUGCAACGGGCAUUCUGGCAGCCCUGGCAAGUACCUCAAACUUGGACAAAGCUCUCCAGAUUGCCUUUUGCCAUCUGUUCUUCAAUAUUUCUGGUAUCAUAUUAUGGUAUCCAGUCCCUUACGUUCGCAAAUUGCCUAUCAACACGGCAAAAUUCCUGGGCAACAAAACUGCUGAGUACCGCUGGUUUGCCUUGGCUUACCUGAUUUUUGGUUUCUUCCUCCUUCCUGCAGCUAUAUUUGGCUUGUCACUGGCUGGUUGGCAAAUCCUGCUUGGUGUUGCGGUCCCAAUUGUUCUCCUCUUGCUUUUCAUCAUCAUUGUCAACAUCCUUCAGAGGAAAGCCCCAGACGUUUUGCCAGAGGCUCUCCAAGAUUGGAAAUGGCUACCAAAAUGGACACGAUCAUUGGAGCCUUAUGAUCGUGUGUUUAAAAAAUUGGGUGGACUUAAACGAUAUUGCUGCUGCGGUAGAAAUCGGGAGGACUAAAGUGAAAAAGAAAACUCCUGUGACAGCUACAAGCUAAGGGGA